AUGUCGGACGCCGGAUGGGUCGUGGGUGGUGCUGAAUGGAUCAUUACACGUCCCAGCUGCUGUCCGGCCACGGGGAUUUCAAAUCAAAAACUCCACGACUUUAACCUUGUAGGUGAUGCAGCUUGCGCAUGCGGUUUCCCCAGCGGAACUGCGGAGCAUCUGCUUAUGGAUUGCUCACUUGCAGGCCAGGAAAGAGAAAACUCAAACUACACCGUGCGAGCGGCCGUGCGGACUGGCCGUGUGAGUUAG
This is a messenger RNA of Macrosiphum euphorbiae (potato aphid), 249 nucleotides long. The record is from the annotation of a GenBank genome assembly. NCBI's taxonomy places the organism in Eukaryota, Metazoa, Arthropoda, Insecta, Hemiptera, Aphididae.